AUGUAUAUGGCAGCUAUUCCUCACCACCCAAGCGAUGACUCCAUCGAAGCCAUCGACUUUCAAAACAUUGCAGCUGCCCUACGCAGCGGUUUUCCAACUAGUACCCCUUGGCCAAGAAAAAAGGGACUCAGCCGUGGACACUGUAUCAACACAAAAGAGAUCGCCAUUGACACCAGCUUAUUCUCUACAAUUGACGUGGCUGGGCCAAAGCUAGCUACGCUAGUGCAGGCCGACAUGGAGCUGCAAGAGCCCCGGAUGCUGAACUAUGAGGUUAUCCUAGGGAAUGCUGCUAUCCGGAAGCUCGAGCCCCAUGUGCAUGAUAUCGGCACUCUACUUGAUGCCCAGCCUGCAUUUAGCGGUGAGAAAGUCAUUCUGUACUUUCAUGGCGGUGGUUGGAUAAGUGGAACCAUCGAUUUGUACAGGAAGCUAACUGGUGAGAUCUCUCAAGCCGCAAGCACCCGCGUUAUCUCCGUUGCCUAUCGCCUUUCACCCGAGCACGCGUUUCCAGCGCAUUUACACGAUACACUCAUUGCCUACUGUUUCUUGCUUAAGCAAGGAUUUAGACCCGCCGAUAUUAUUGUUGCAGGCGACAGUGCAGGUGGGAACUUGUCGCUAUCGCUGACACAUUUGCUUCGCUAUAUGGAUUUACCAUCACCAGCUGGCCUUGUACUUCUAUCGCCCGCUUCAAACCUCAGGUACUACCAGGGCACACACGGUUUAGACACCUACUCUGACCUUCUUGUUGUCAAUCCCCUUGAAUCACCUUUAUCUAUGAUACGCAUCAUGUACGCACCUGGACAGCCACUGAGCGAGCAGAUGAAGAAGGAACUCGAAUCGCCUUUGGUAUCACCGAUCUUUGGGUCGUUCGCCGGGUUUCCACCAACUCUGAUAGAGACAGGAGGCUGUGAAUUCUUGUACGGCGACAAUUCUGCCCUGUAUGAAAAGAUCAAGAGUCAGAAUCCCGAUAUGCCUGGAAUCGUUCAGCACGACGUAUACGACGGGAUGCCGCAUGUUUUCCAGCUGAUAUUCUCAUACCGUCCCGAGACUGCCAAGUCAUUAGAAAUGAUUAGUAGCUUUAUUCACAGACUCUAAGCUGGCACCUCAAUAUUAUAUCUGCAGUUGCAAUCGAAUUAGAUGCUCGAGCUUCAGCUAUACAUGCCAGGCUUUCGUAGACGACGACCUCGCUCUGAAAGUGCCAGCCAGCGCG
Messenger RNA from Linderina pennispora, 1207 nucleotides. RefSeq lists its product as uncharacterized. Gene Ontology annotation, molecular function: hydrolase activity. The transcript has a single exon. The coding region runs from base 1 to 1092 and encodes 363 amino acids. NCBI's taxonomy places the organism in Eukaryota, Fungi, Kickxellomycota, Kickxellomycetes, Kickxellales, Kickxellaceae. The record is from RefSeq and is a predicted model, not a curated record.